Molecule: messenger RNA, 2380 nt
Organism: Meleagris gallopavo (turkey)
Lineage: Eukaryota; Metazoa; Chordata; Aves; Galliformes; Phasianidae
Gene: TF
Product: transferrin
Biological process (GO): antibacterial humoral response; iron ion transport
Cellular component (GO): recycling endosome; early endosome; extracellular region
Source: RefSeq, marked provisional
AUCGCAGACCCAGAGGGGACGGUCUGUGACCAACACCGCUGCUCCCCCUCCUCAACACCCAGCUCCCUGCCCCAGCAUGAAGCUCAUCCUCUGCACCGUGCUGUCCCUGGGGAUAGUGGCUGUGUGUUUCGCUGCUCCCCCCAAGACAACCAUCAGAUGGUGCACCAUAUCCCCUCUAGAAGAGAAGAAAUGCAACAACCUCAAGGACCUCACGCAACAAGAGAGGAUUACAUUGACCUGUCUGCAGAAAGCAACCUACCUUGACUGCAUAAAAGCCAUUGCGAAUAAUGAGGCAGAUGCCAUUAGCUUGGACGGCGGUCAAGUGUUUGAGGCAGGCCUUGCCCCAUACAAGCUGAAGCCCAUUGCUGCUGAGGUUUACGAACACACUGAAGGCUCCACAACCAGCUACUAUGCUGUGGCUGUUGUGAAAAAGGGAACCGAAUUCACCGUGAAUGACUUGCAGGGCAAGACCUCCUGCCACACGGGGCUGGGCAGGUCUGCAGGCUGGAACAUCCCCAUCGGGACACUCAUCCGCCGGGGGGCCAUUGAGUGGGAAGGCAUAGACUCAGGCUCAGUGGAGCAAGCGGUGGCCAAGUUUUUCUCUGCCAGCUGCGUGCCCGGUGCCACCACCGAGCAAAAACUGUGCCGACAGUGCAAAGGGGACCCCAAAACCAAGUGUGCCCGCAAUGCACCUUAUUCUGGAUAUUCUGGAGCUUUCCAUUGUCUGAAAGAUGGAAAAGGAGACGUGGCUUUUGUGAAGCACACAACUGUUGAAGAAAACGCCCCGGAUCAGAAGGAUGAGUAUGAGCUGCUGUGCCUGGAUGGCAGCCGGCAGCCUGUGGACAGCUACAAGACCUGUAACUGGGCCAGAGUGGCUGCUCACGCCGUUGUAGCUCGGGAUGACAGCAAGGCUGAAGAUAUCUGGAGCUUCCUCUCAAAAGCACAGACCGACUUUGGCGUGGACACCAAGAGUAACUUCCACCUCUUUGGCCCACCUGGAAAGAAGGACCCAGUCUUCAAAGACUUGCUUUUCAAAGACUCUGCCAUAAUGCUGAAGCGCGUCCCCUCGCUGAUGGAUUCUCAGCUCUACCUGGGCUUUGAGUACUACAGUGCCAUCCAGAGCUUGCGGAAAGAUCAGCUGACUCCCAGCCCCAGAGAAAACAGGAUCCAGUGGUGUGCAGUAGGCAAGGAUGAGAAGAGCAAGUGUGACCGCUGGAGUGUGGUUAGCAACGGGGAUGUGGAGUGCACCGUGGUAGAUGAGACAAAGGACUGCAUUAUUAAGAUCAUGAAAGGUGAAGCAGAUGCUGUUACCCUUGAUGGAGGUCUGGUCUACACUGCUGGUGUCUGCGGUCUGGUGCCAGUGAUGUCAGAACGAUAUGAUGAUGGAAGCCUAUGUGGUAGACCAGAAGAACAACCAGCAUCAUACUUCGCCGUGGCUGUUGUGAAGAAAGGCACUGAUGUCAACUGGAACAAUCUGAAGGGCAAGAAGUCGUGCCACACUGCUGUGGGGAGGACUGCUGGCUGGAACAUCCCCAUGGGCUUGAUUCACAACAGAACAGGGAGCUGCAAUUUCGAUGAAUACUUCAGCGAGGGCUGUGCUCCUGGGUCUCCUCCUGACUCUCGCCUCUGCCAGCUGUGCCAGGGCUCUGGGGAAAUCCCACCGGAGAAGUGCAUCGCUAGCAGCCACGAGAAAUACUUUGGAUAUACUGGAGCUUUACGGUGUCUGGUUGAGAGGGGUGAUGUGGCCUUUAUCAAGCAUUCCAUUGUGGAGGAAAACACUGGCGGCAAAAACAAAGCUGAGUGGGCCAAGGAUCUGCAAAUGGACGACUUUGAGUUGCUGUGCACUGAUGGGAGACGGGCAAAUGUUAUGGAUUACAGGGAGUGUAACCUGGCUGAAGUUCCUACCCAUGCUGUGGUUGUGCGCCCAGAGAAAGCAAACAAAAUCAGUGAGCUGCUGGAGAAACAGGAGAAACGCUUUGGAGUAAAUGGAAGUGAGAAAAGCAAGUUCAUGAUGUUUGAGUCUCAAACCAAAGAUCUUCUGUUUAAAGACUUAACCAAGUGCCUGAUUAAACUCCGCCAAGGAGUGACAUACAAGGAGUUCCUCGGAGAUAAAUAUUACAGUACGAUUUCCAGCCUCAAUACCUGCAACCCAUCAGAUCUCCUCCAGGUGUGCACCUUCCUUCAGAACAAGUAACGGGAGGGAAGAGCCCUUUUUGAAGGGGGAGGAAACUUCGUGCCAUGACUCCUCUCGUGUCCUCUGCACGGAACACUGAUGUGCAGAGGGCCCUCUGCCAUUGCUGCUUCCUCUGCCCAUCCUCAUCACUCUGAAUGUGGCUUCUUUGCUACUGCCACAGCAAGAAAUAAAAUCUCAACAUCUAAA